Molecule: messenger RNA, 3144 nt
Organism: Lasiosphaeria miniovina
Lineage: Eukaryota; Fungi; Ascomycota; Sordariomycetes; Sordariales; Lasiosphaeriaceae
Exons: 4
Coding region: 1-3144 (1047 amino acids)
Biological process (GO): proteolysis
Molecular function (GO): metalloexopeptidase activity
Source: RefSeq, a predicted model, not a curated record
AUGCUCAAUCCCAUCUCGUUCCGGCCCGGCCCGGUUACCUUCUGGACCACGCUCAUCUACCUGGCCCUCCUGAUCCCCAUUGUUCUCAUCAAUGAGGACCCCCCGCAGGCGCCAAGCGAAUCCCCGUUCCAAGGCGUCAAUCUCACCGAGGCUUGGCUCGAUCUCACAAUCAUAACCCGCGGAUACCAUCCAUACAACAGUCACUUCAAUGACGAGGUCCGCAACUUCAUCCUCCAGCGGGUCGAGUCUAUCUUGGACGGAAAUGGCGUGUCUUGGGCAAUUAAUGGUGCCGAAUCGGACGAUGCAAAGGCCGCAGUCACUGUGUUCAAUGACAUGACCUCGAACAGCUCUUUUCUUAUGGGCUCGGGCGCCAUCCCUGGUCGUGACACUCCGGGCGUGACGGCGGCCUAUUUCGAAGGCCAGAACAUCCUUGUCUACAUCAGGGGCAAACAGGAUGAUGAGGGGAACUGGUGGAAUGCCAAUAGCAUUCAACCAGCCCGGCGCAAUAAGAAAGGCCUCACGCUGGUCAAUGCUCAUUACGAUUCUGUCUCGACUGGCUUCGGCGCCACGGACGAUGGAAUGGGUGUGGUCACUUGCCUGCAACUUGUCAAGUACUUCACGCAACCUGGACAACAGCCCGACAGGGGUGUAGUGGUCUUGUUCAACAAUGGCGAAGAGGAUUACCUAUAUGGUGCCCGGGCCCUUGGACAGAGCCCAUUGCUGCCAUUCAUCCACACAUUUCUGAACCUCGAGGGUGCCGGCGCGGGAGGCCGAGCAAUUCUAUUCCGAUCGACUGACCAAGAAGUGACCAACGCUUACUCCAAGUCGUCGGACCCCUUUGGCACAGUAAUCGGGUCUGAUGCAUUUGGGCUCGGCUUCAUUAAGAGCGGCACGGACUACUCGGUUCUGCAUGACAUAUACGGCCAGCGGGGACUUGACUUGGCAUUCUUCAAGCCCCGGGCAAGAUAUCACACCAACCAAGAUGAUGCUAAGCACACGUCCAGAAACAGCCUUUGGCAUAUGCUGUCGGCUUCCGUCCAGACGUCGACCGCCCUUUCCAGCGACACGGGAGACACUUUUGUCGGUCCCAGACCCGACGGAGCCCGUGGCAAAGUUCCCAACGGCAACCCAAGUGAUGGAGUAUGGUUUGAUAUCUUUGGCAAGGGCUUCGUGCUCUUCAGCUUGCGAGGGAUGUUCGCGUGGUCGCUUACGGUAUUGGUCGCUACUCCGCUGAUACUGAUUCUACUCACCUACAUCCUUCACAAGCUGGACAAGUACUACUUCUUCACGGCGAGUGUCAGGACAUACGAUCAACCUGACUACGAACCUGUGACAGUUGGUGGUUGGAGAGGCUUCUUCCGCUUCCCCUUUGCCCUGGUAGUGUCGGGUGCUUUGUCGCUUGGCGUGGCACUUUUGAUGAGGAAGGUAAACCCUCUGAUCAUCUACCGAGCCCGGUAUUCAGUUUGGGCCAUGAUUGUUUCGCUCUUUUAUUUCACUUUCUGGGCCAUUAUGCGAGGUGCAAAUUUUGCAAGGCCCAGUGCGCUCCACCGUGGCUAUGUCAACAUCUGGCUGUUCGUAAUCGGUUGGGCAGUUUUAGUUGCCGUCACUGUAUCCGAGGACCGACAGAGGAUUGGAGCAGGAUAUAUAUUUGUCUUCCUCCAGUCAGCUGUGUUCCUGACGACUUUCAUCACCCUCUGCGAGCUUUUUGCGCUGCCGAAAAAGACUGCCUGGGGCCGGCAAGUUCGGGACGAUCAUGAAACGAGAGACCUCCUCCAAGCCGUACCUCACUCUGAGUGCAUAUUACCAUCACAACUCCCGGCCAUACCGCGUCAUGAAUCGCUGCGCCCUCCAACAGCCAGAGAGUCUACCGCUUCAGCUUCCUCGGCUCCCACGUCAAUUCCUGCUGAGCAAGAAGAGGAGGACGACGAAGCCUCGGACCGAGAGGGGCCGACAGAGAGGACGCCUCUUGUAGGUGGUAAUGCCACAAGCGAGCAUGUUCGAACGACUUUCGCGACGACCUAUCGUCGAUCCAUAUCGGCCUUGGUGAAUGGAGCUCGUAAACUCGAAGAUAGCGGCCACAGGCCCUUCGAACAUGAGCAAGCCUGGUCAGGGAGUCUGCCUUCAUGGGCUUGGUUCUUGCAGUUUCUACUGCUCGGCCCCUUCACAAUCAUCCUGGUUGGGCAAACUGGAUUGUUGCUCACGGAUGCCGUUCACCAGACUGGGCCAGAUGGCAGUAGUCUUUUACUUCCCUACUUGAUCGUUUUCGCCUUCACAGUCUUGCUUCUUCUUCCUCUGACCCCAUUCAUUCAUCGCAUAACGCAUCAUGUGCCUGUUUUCUUGCUCGUUGUAUUUGUUGCAACUCUGAUAUACAACCUCGCCGCCUUUCCCUUUUCUGCCAACAACCGGUACAAGACAUACUUCAUACAGCGUAUCAAUCUGGAUACUGGCAACAACGAGGUGUGCUACACUGGCAUUGAGGAGUAUGUCCGUCCCAUAAUUGCCGAGAUGCCAUCCGCGUCAGGCAAAGACAUCAGCUGCGGCCCAUCCGUACGGUUAAGACUGCCAAGUUGCUGCUAUGACGGAUCGGACGUGGCACCAAAUCUAAGCGGCGAGUUGCCAGUCGGUAUUCCUCCGGAAACGGGCUACUCGGACCUAGUAUCGAUCAACGUUACGCGCAAUUCCGGAAACAGCGCUCGCAUCGAAAUCAACGCCACAAAUACCAAGGCGUGCUUCGUCGAGUUCAAGAAGCCGGUGUCCAGCUUUACUGUCGAAGGCGGCUCUGGGUGGGAUGAUCGCUUCGGCGUGUAUCCAGAGGGUGGCGUGAGCUAUAUCAGGCUUUGGCACAGAUACUGGGCGGAUCCAUGGAUCGUCGAUUUUGAGUGGAAGGACGGUGACAGCCGCGCCUCGGAUUCGCUUGACUCCGGUAGCCAGGGUACGGGAGCCGACUCAAACUUGGUCGCCAACGAAGACUUGAAGCAGAGAGAUUCUGGUCUUGACGGAACUGUCAUCUGUAUUUGGAGCGAUGCAAAUACACGUGGCACAAUCCCUGCGCUGGACGAGGGCCUGAAGUUUUCCCCGACGUGGUCAGCCGUCACGAAGCUAUCCGAAGGCCUGGUUGAGGGCCGCAAGAGCUUCUUGGUGUGA